Messenger RNA from Homalodisca vitripennis (glassy-winged sharpshooter), 8334 nucleotides. It is a transcript of the gene Art4, whose product is annotated as histone-arginine methyltransferase CARMER. Gene Ontology annotation, molecular function: protein-arginine N-methyltransferase activity. The coding region runs from base 51 to 1847 and encodes 598 amino acids. NCBI's taxonomy places the organism in Eukaryota, Metazoa, Arthropoda, Insecta, Hemiptera, Cicadellidae. The transcript has 12 exons. The record is from RefSeq and is a predicted model, not a curated record. Gene Ontology annotation, biological process: peptidyl-arginine methylation.
AAUUAUCAGCCUAUGGCAAGGUAGCACAGAAGCGUAGUGUAAGCAACAAAAUGGCGAAAACUUUUAACUCUGUUAGUGUUUCACGUGUAGGAAAAUUAGGAGACUUGUUACCUAAAUUUGAUACUCCAGUGACAGCAGUUGUAGAAUAUGACCCUCAAGGAUUGAGUCUAAAAUUGAGAAGAGAAAGUAAUAAUGGCAGAGUUGAAGACUUAUACGAGUUUCCAGUUCACAGAACCACGGAAUGUGCACGAAUAGGGUCUAUAUCAUAUUUAUUUAAUAUUGAUGGUGAAAGUUUGUGCCUGAGAUUUCGAGAGGAAUCAGACCUUAAACGCUUCCACUCUAUUGUCAAUGAAGCUAAAGUUGGCAAGAGCAAUUCCGUUUUUUCCGAGCGAACAGAUGAUUCUUCGGCCGUCCAAUAUUUUCAGUUUUAUGGAUACUUAUCACAGCAACAAAACAUGUUGCAAGACUACGUCCGCACCAGUACAUACCAGAGAGCAGUGCUGGCCAACUCUGAUGAUUUUAGGGAUAAGGUAGUGUUAGAUGUGGGCGCAGGCUCUGGUAUCCUCUCCUUCUUCUCAGUCCAGGCUGGAGCGAAACGGGUCUAUGCUGUGGAAGCCAGUUCUAUGGCUCAACAUGCCGAGAUUUUGGUAGCUUCAAACAGUUUAAAAGAUAAAAUUCAUGUGAUAGCUGGAAAAAUAGAAGAAGUAGAGCUUCCAGAAAUGGUGGAUAUAAUUAUAUCUGAACCAAUGGGCUACAUGUUGUAUAACGAGAGGAUGUUAGAAACAUAUCUUCAUGCAAAAAAAUGGCUCAAACCCGGAGGUAUCAUGUUUCCUAGCAGAGGUGAUCUUCAUAUAGCUCCUUUUAUGGACGACUCGUUAUUCAUGGAACAAACUAAUAAAGCCAAUUUCUGGGUUCAAACUUGUUUCCAUGGAGUAGAUCUCAGUUCCAUGAGGGAAGCCGCUAUGAAGGAAUACUUCCGUCAACCUAUCGUGGACACGUUUGACAUGCGUAUUUGUAUGGCUAAAUCUGUUAGACAUUGUGUAGACUUCAGUCAAGCUCAUGAAUCAGAUUUACAUAGAAUAGAGAUUCCAUUGGAGUUUUAUGUACUGGAGUCUGGAACAGUUCAUGGGUUGGCGUUCUGGUUUGAUGUAGCGUUUUCAGGCAGUAAUCAGACUGUUUGGCUCUCCACUGCUCCUACAGAGUCUCUGACACAUUGGUACCAGGUUCGCUGUCUCCUAGAAAAUCCUAUUUUCUCAAAGGCCGGUCAGUUGCUGACUGGAAAAGUCACAUUGCAAGCGAACCAACGGCAAAGCUAUGAUGUGACAAUGGACCUGUGUAUAGAGGGCAGUGAGCAGACUCGGUCUGUCAAUACUCUGGACUUGAAGAAUCCGUAUUUCCGCUACACGGGCCAACCAGUUGCUCCACCCCCUGGCAUGAGCAACACUUCCCCCAGUGAGGCCUAUUGGGCCCAGCUGGAUGCUCAAGGUGCUCGCCAAGCUGUGAACAUGGUCAAUGGCAUUUCUGUCAAUGGCCUGGGUGAAGUGCAGAUGGAUUCCAGCCAGAAUCAUACUAACAUUGUUGGUUUAGUAUCCCAGCCAAACAUCCACCCAGGAUCAAUUAGCAGUACUGGGAGGCAGAGGGCUGGGCCCGGACCUGGCACCGCCACUUCAACUGGUGGGGCUCAACUCAUUGGUGGAGGCAUCUCUCCCACUCUCUUCACCUCACCACAGACUCAUCAAGUGGUGCUAGGAAACACCUCCCAUUUCCCUGUCAACAACAGCCUCAUGAUAGGAGACUAUGUCACUCCUACUAGUGGAAUGCUCAGUGUUCAGGGUUACAGACAAUAAUCUUUCUGCCUCUUGAGUUUUUUGUUUUAAUAAGAUAAGUAGUUGAUCAAUUUUUUUACCCUCUAGUCUGGCUAUUGAAUGAGUGCUAUGUUACUCUUCAUAUGUGUUUAUUAUCAUUUCUAAAUAUCAUCGUGUUUGGCAAUAUCUCAAAGUAAUAAUGGUUUAAAUUUUAAGAAAGAUCAUUAACAGUACAACAAAUCCAUAAUAUAUGAAACCAGUCAAUUGGUUCAUAACUCAGUUUUCUUCUUUCUUUCUUUUCUUUUAGAUUACAAUUAGGUUUAGAGGUUAGGGAUUACUGGCAUCACACUAUUGAUUAAACCACUUGCCAUGCAAUUAAGAACUGACAUUUAAAAAUAGACUUUUCUAGUUUCCUUCACUGAUUUUAUUUUGAAAACAUUAGUAAAAGAGCAUUAUAUUUUUAAAUUAAGCGGUUCAAAACUAUUUCAAGUAAAAGUUAUUGAUCAGCAUUACUGUAAUAUGUAUAUUCUGUAAGAUUGAAUCGAUUAUGCUAUAUUGACAUGUUUGAUUUUACUGGGUGUUUCAAAAUGACACAUGUUUUAGAACACACAAGAAAACUUAGAAGUAGAAACCUGAAUCAAAUUCAAUUUUACAUCGUUGUUUCAAAAUCUGUUAUUUUACUACAAUCUUAUUGAUUCUUAGACAGAUCUAAGGUGACAGACAGUGUGGAGUCAACCUAAAUUAACAUUAAUGUUUUGUUAUAUGUUCCCUAUAAUGGCUUCAGCAGAGCUCUCUGACUUAUUGCUUUGAAGGCAAAAAUAAUUCAUACUUUGAACAUUAUUUUUUAAUGAUAACAUGAAAUAAGAUUAAAAUAGUUUUAAUGUUUGGAUAACAAUUCUGCAUUUCAAACAAAUUUUACAUGGUUGCAGUAGACAAUUUUUCUUUUUUAUUCAAUUUUUUAUAUUUGUAAAAGAUGGGUGUGAAGAACACACUUGAGUUUAUGGUUUCAAUUGUAAAAUGUGCAAUUGAUAGCACACAAUAUAAAUUUGCUUAUUUUUUACAAGAGACCAAUCGAGAGCACUGCAGAUAGUGAAAAAUCCUUAUAACAAGGGACGGGUUUGAAAUGAGUGACUUCCAAAAUAAAGGUUUGUUUCAUAUAGAUUAGUCAAGUUGAUUGCCAAAAAUAUGUACAACGUUAACUGCUAUUAGCAUUAAGUGGCUGAAAAAUUAAUAAAUUUGUAGCUGUAGGAUAUCUCUUGACUUGAAAACAUAUUAUUUUUAUUAAAUUUUUGUAUGUUUUUUCAUGUUUUACGAGUACUUAUUAACUCAGCUUGAAUAAAAACAAAAGUGCAUUUCUCAUUUAUGAACAUUGAUUAUAUAGAUUUUAUUUUAAAUGCAAUUGGAUAUAUUUUCUUUUAUUUUUUAAACACUUUCUUAUAUUAUAAUUUUGAUAUAAUAUGUUUUAUGAUUGUUCUUGUUUUUAGUAAUUUUAUAAGAUAUUUAUGUAAUACUCUUAAUAAAUGUACAUCAUGCUUAUACAUCAGCUACAAAUUUAGGUAUUGUUAUACAGUGUGUCAAAAAUAUGAAAACUGCUGGACAAUUUUUAUAUUUUUGAGUUUAUAUACCUUUAAAAAUUCUCACAUAAUUUAUUGUUUUUUAACUACUCAGGUUUUUAAGAAUGUUUUGGCCCUUUGUAGAUUUGAACUGUUUUGUCAACAUUUCUUUAUCUUGUUCUCCUCAUACUUAAAAUUAAAAUUAACAAUUUCUACAGGAUCUAGAUACACAUAAAAUGUUAACAUAGUGUACGCUUUUAUAUAGCUAACUCUUAAACAGUUUCAAUUAUUUAAGUAAAAUGUUCAGAACACUUCACUGUACAGUACCACUUCAAGUACCACAGUGCACAAGCAUACUUAACAUUUAGCAAUGUUUAGGAAACUGUCCAUUUUAUAUUAAAAGUAUGUGACAGUAAAGAACACCUUACUUAAAAAAUAAAUAUGUUAAUCAUCAAAACAAAAAAACCUUUGAAAACUUGAGUGUGCUAACAAAUUGUGAAGUAUGUAGUUUGAAUCUGUGACAGCCUGUGGAGUUCCCACAUAAGAACAUUUUAGUACCAAGAGGACAAAAUAUAGAGGUGUUAACAAAAUAAAUAAAAUCCUAUUUAGUUAUAAAAUAUUCUUAAACACCGAAUAUCUUUAAGUUUGUUAUAAGUAUCUUGUGGAUUGAAUAAAACUAUAGAAUAGAUUUUAUUAAAACAACACAGUACACAAUAUAAUGAGCAUAAAUGGAGUUGUAAAAUACUCAUCAUCUAAGCUAUGGAACUUUUGUCAUAUAAAAUAGCUUAGUGUUGAUGCAAAAAUAGCAUGAAAUAGCAAAAUGGAGUGAAUAAAUAGCUGUAUUGAUUAAUAACUACUGAACAUAAUAAUUAUUAUUCUGUUACAAUGUACCAUAAUUUAAAUGUAGAAUUAUUUAUAGUAUUAUUUGUUAUAUCAAACAAUUUGUGUUUUUAAUUUGAUAUUGUGCAUGCCAUCAUCAAUAUUUAUUUUGGAUUAUUGUUUGAAAUCAAAGUGUGUCCUUUAGUUAUUAUUUUAUUGGGUAAUCAUUAUUUUACUGCUUAGAUUAUGUGUUUAUUUAAUCAUAAUGCUAAAAAUGCAAAAAUCUGUAAUAUUUUGCUUGAAUCUUUUAUCUGUUUAUUGCCAUAUAUUCUGUAAUUACAGUUUUUAAGUGUUAUGUAAUUUGUUCCAUAGAUUGGAUUUCAUUGUAAUUAUUUAUAGGAAACCUAUUGGUAAAUAUUUAUAUGUUCGUAAUCUUGUGUCAGUUUUAUAAACGGUUAAGUUAUUUUCAUUGUGAAUGUAUUAUUGGCUUUGAUAUUUGAACAAACAAGUAUAAAAAUUAUUUUAAAAGUAGGCGCUGCUUGUUUCUUAGUUUCCAUAAUUUACAAACAUUUCAAAUGUGAUCCAAAGUAAUUACAACUAAGAGAGUGCAGCAUAAUGUUGCAAAUUCAGUUGUUAAUGGCUGAGCGUUUGCAAGCAUAGAUUAGGUUUUUACACAACUAAGCAGAUCUGUAGAAAAGGCAAUGAAAUAAAUUUAUAUAAAGCUGCUUACCCACUUAUUGGCUCUAUCAAAAUUAAAACCCAGCUUAUCAAUGAGCUUGAUAGUUGAAAUUUGUUACACUGGAUGGAAAACUUUGCCAUACCAAAGGGAAAAGUCUUAAAAUAUUGUUAAAAGUUUUUUUAACUUAAGAAAGGAAUCCAAAAUGGUAACCAUACCUUAAUUUGUUUCUUACUUGACCGAUUUCAAUGAAAACCAAAUCUUAGUAAACAUUUGAAAUACACCAAGAUGAUAUUCUUUCAUGUUUUAGAACUCAUGUAUUGUUGAUAUGGAGAAUGGAAGUGAGUUUUACUGUGAUUAAUUGUAAUUGUUCAGUGAGUAUUAGAAAUAGGUAUUCCGAAUGAGUGAGGUACGUACAAAUUUGUGAAUAGUUAGGCUACACUGCAAAGAGGUUUAAAAUGUAAAAUAGUAGACCGAUGUAAAAAGUUUGACCAACCUCAAUGAAGGAUGUGGAAAAUUUCAAAAAGUCACUUAAUACCUAUCUUGUGGUCAAUAAAAAUGGCUGAUUUAUUCUCUCUGAAAGCAGAAUUGACAAGUGUUUUUCAUUUUGAAACCUUAAAAAUUAAUUGUAAAAACAGAAUGUUUGAUGCAGUGUUUUAAGUUUGGUUGUGACAGCUAUACUUCUUUUGUAGGGAAAUGUUAAAACUGUGAUAAAAGUCGCCUAUCUUAUUCUCCCACUCAACUUUGCUACUGGCAGCCCUCAGGAAAUACAGAUUGGUCUUAGCCUUAAAACUGUUUGGCCUUGUAGAUGAAAAAUGCAAUUUUCGUGAUGGGCUUAUAUUUUUACUCAAGUACAUGGCUAAAAAUGUGUAAUCUCAUUUUUUUACUCAUGUACUAACUAAUUGAUGUCUGCUGCUUUCCUUCUGUCUUACAAAAAGGGCUACGGAAAGGUACAAGUCAUAAGUAAUUACAUUUGACAGCUCCACUGUGCAGCCAUUGCUAUGUUAGCAAAUAUAUAGCCUCUCCAGGCCUUGGAAACAGUUAUUUGACUAAUGUAUAAGUACUAUGGAAAAUGUUAUAUCUACACCCUUCAGAAUUAAAAUUAAAGCACUGAAUAAUAUUUAACAGUACCAUUGUGACAGACAGUAAAAUGGACCUGAUUGAAAAUAUUUGAAAAGGGAUUUCUACUUUUUUCUCACACUUCUGUUUAAAAGUAGAUAUAAUAGGAAUGUCUUGAUUACGAUAUUGUUGCAACUAAACAAAUAGUGUUUAUAUCUAUUUGAUAAUGAGAAAUUAGGUGGACCAGUGUUGAAUAUUGGGUCAUUCACUUCAGCUGUUGCCCACAAACAUUCUUUUGGCUAUCUUUUAAAGCUCUUUCAAUUUGUGUGCCAUUACAUCUCUUAUAAUGGUUUUUUACAGUUUGCAGGGGUUUCAAUAGAUACAGGCAUUUUAAAUAUGUAAACACGAUUGACUUUAUAAUGGCAUCUCUAGCUUACCAAAAGAUGAAGGUAGACAGUGCGCAAGUGCUGGAUACUGACCGCAGCGCUGCAACGGCUGAAUUUCAAAUAUUGGGUGAAAAGUUUAUUCUCAACACAGAUGACUGAAGCUGAUAAAGACUGUAAUGUAAUACGAGGUGGCCUUGGGAUAUUGUCCUAAAGCGUGGAGUUGUAAUACAGAGAUGGAAAUCACCCAAUGACCAUUAGUAAGAUCAGUGAUGUUAAAAGACAUUUUACCGUCAAGGUCUAGAAUCUUUGAAAUUAAGCAGAUUUGAGUUUAAUAACAAAGGAAUUUGUUUUCUCAGUGUAAACAAAUAUUUUGUUUUCAGAAAAAUUAAGUAAGCAAAUGCACCAAUACCACUUAAAAAUUAACUACAAUUUUACAAUUAAUUAAUACAAAUUUGGUGUACCCUCUAUUUCCAAUGAGUGAGGCAAGAUAAUAAAAAAAUAACAGGUAAGCACAGUGAGCUGGUCUUGGCCCACUCAAUUGUUAGGGUUGAAGGACAGGAAUGCUUAAGAAGCAGCCUGCUUAAAGUGCUUGGCCCAGUUGUCUUAUAAUAACUACUAUAUCCAGUAUACAAAGCCAUUUGAGAUGAGUAUUAAAUCAUCACUUAAAGAGUUUCAAAUUUGAAACUUGAGACCUUUAACUUAAAUAUUGGAGUGGAAAUGAGGAAGAGUUUUUAGUAUAAUGCAUAUAGUGGAGCCAAUCAUUGAAAAGUAGGAAAAGUAUAGUUAUUAAAACAAAUUGACAUGUCUUUAUACCAAGAAGAUGACUGUCCUUUCUUCCUAUUCAAUAAAGGUAAGCCUGCUAUUUCUUCGUUUUAAAAAUUCAUGUUCACCAAAUUUAUUUCAAAUUUAACUGUUUUUUUUUAUUUGGCUUUAUUAUUACUAGUGAGACACAUUUUGGAAUUCAGAAAAUUAUAACUUCUUGUUGGUGAUUUUAAAAAUAAAUUUCUUUUGAUUUAUACUGAAAACUAUUACUAAACUCACAGUACAAAAAAGAAUUGUAUAUUGUCAUUGACAGUAAUUAUAAACACCAAGCAUACAAUCUUGUUUCUUUCUUUAGUGACUUUCACAUUAGUUGAACAAUUAAUUGGAGAGUAAUUUUGCUUUGUUUUGGUUGCACCUGUUUUGUAUGCGCGCACAGUGAACUGAAGCAAUCAAUGAUUUUUUUUUUCUUUUCACUAACUGUAUUACUUGUAAACAAACUUUAGGAACAUUGUACCUCGAGAUGUAUAUAGAUAUAUAUUUUAUCAAGUUUUGUUAGUUUUGAUGUUUCCUUUUAAAAUAAAAAUAAUUCGGAUUGUAUUUUUUAAUUUAUUAUUACUUCUCUCAAUAUUUCUCUAAUUAUUGUUUUAUUGAUUUAGCACUAAAGUAGGGCUUAAGUAGCAUAUGUGAUAAUUUAAACACCUCUGUAUAUAAGCAGUUUAUAAGUUGUGAAGGAAUGGAUGCUCUGUGUAUGAUGUGUACAUGUUUUAGUUUUAAGUCAUGCCAUUAUUGUUUCAGAUUUUGAACACAAACAGUGUAUUACUACAGCAGAAAUAAGACUUAUUUAUUUUUUAAAUUAAUGUCAUAUGUAAUCUGAUAAAUGAUUAUGGAAAUAAAAGAAUUAAUUUUCUUUUUAAUAAUAUCCAUCUGUUUGAUUUUACAAUUCAGUAACCAGUGAGUUUAAUGCUUAAAAAUUGAUAAAAAUGUUAUUUAAAAAGAUUGAUUAUAGACUUUAGUUUUAUAGUAAUGAUUAUAAUUUAAAAAUUUUUGUACUAAGAUAAUUAGUUUUUUUUUAGGAAAAAUAUCAUUUAUGAGAUUUUAAGUACAAAGUAUGCCAAAUACAUUGAAUGACUUCUGUGUUUGGUAUAGUUUGAUGUUAGUAGAACAUCAUUUCUCUGGUCCAACGGCAUGUAUGAUUGAAGAUGUGUCUAAAUCAUAAAACAUGUUUGGGAUUGUUUACUUUAGUAUCUGAAUAAAACAUAAUAUUCAAAAUUGUG